AUGGCUGCAGCAGGAGGCGCGUCGAGCAUCAUCACGCAGGUGCAGCAGACCGGCGGGCCGCCGAUCAAUACAUUAGGAGACAUCGGUGGGGAUGAACAUAUCACUCUUGAUCUCCGGGGAACCCGCUUUACCCUCUCCCGAGAUGAACUUCUGACUCUCCCCGAAUUUGUCCUUUUGUCACUUUUUCCAAACGGUCUACUUCCUGACGGGCACAUGGGUACCUUCCAUGAAGGCGACAUCUAUCCGGUCGACUACGAUCCGGCGUCUCUGCAAUACAUGUUAGACUUCUUCCGAUCGGUCGCUCAAUCUAUCCCGUCAUCCUCACCAUCUGCAUCGACCUCUCCGGACUUGGACGUUGCUCCCGACUCCAUGCAAGGAACUGCUAGAGAUAUGCUUCAGGACCGUGCUGGUAUCAUAGUGUUGCGCGAGGACCUCGAUUUCUACGCGAUACCUCCUCGCCCCGAUAUAGACCAGGCGGAGAUGAUCGAGGUCAAGCGCGCGGCUGCAAAAUCAUUGUUAAAACAAGACGGAAUAUUUUCUGGGCUGAGAAAGAGCGACGAAGCCGGUUCGACAGAGCAGCAUCUCAUAGAGAUGCUUACUGCAGGUGGGUUUGAUCGUGACGACCGGUGGGGCCAUCGAGCCCCAGAGCCCAACAAGGCGGUAAUAUGUAGCCUGGCUUUGGCCAAGCUGCGUACCGACAUUCGGGGUGACCUAUCGAAUAACAAUGCAGUUGGCAUGGCUCAGAAGCUCCUUCUAUUCUGGAGGAAACCAGCCAGGAGAUGCUGGUGGGAAGGAGUUGAGCUAGAUGAUGUGGAGGGAGUGGAAGGCAAAGUGAAAAUUUGGAUUCGUAGAGUAUGGACUCUAGAGAUGAGCGUAAUCGGGCUUCGAUAG
This is a messenger RNA of Aspergillus niger, 891 nucleotides long. RefSeq lists its product as uncharacterized. Bases 1 to 891 code for a protein of 296 amino acids. Gene Ontology annotation, molecular function: RNA binding. Lineage: Eukaryota; Fungi; Ascomycota; Eurotiomycetes; Eurotiales; Aspergillaceae. The transcript has 6 exons. Gene Ontology annotation, cellular component: nucleus. The record is from RefSeq and is a predicted model, not a curated record.